This is a messenger RNA of Mugil cephalus (flathead mullet), 6574 nucleotides long. It is a transcript of the gene inpp5f, whose product is annotated as inositol polyphosphate-5-phosphatase F. Gene Ontology annotation, molecular function: phosphatidylinositol-4-phosphate phosphatase activity. Bases 428 to 3832 code for a protein of 1134 amino acids. Gene Ontology annotation, cellular component: early endosome; clathrin-coated endocytic vesicle. The transcript has 20 exons. The record is from RefSeq and is a predicted model, not a curated record. Lineage: Eukaryota; Metazoa; Chordata; Actinopteri; Mugiliformes; Mugilidae. Gene Ontology annotation, biological process: phosphatidylinositol dephosphorylation; regulation of endocytic recycling.
GAAGCCGUGGGUCUCGUCGGGUUUGAGCGGCUUCACAGCGGCUUUCUGCGCCGUGGACACUUUCUCACACUCGCCGACGCGUGGUGCCUCGCCUCUGCUCGGUCCGCCGUGACUGUGGGAAAGGGAUGCUCGUCCGGUAGAGUGGGAUUCCGAGCGUCAACAUGCGUGGACGUGGAAUAAACGAGCCCGACACGCAUCCAGCUGCUAGCAGCUAGCCGCCGUAGCUCUCUCCAGCACUCAUCCAGCCCUCCAGCCUGUGGGAGUCGAGCUAACCGUGGCUAACCAGCCACCACAGUCAUCCUCCGUGGAGACCUGACAGAUCUGAACCCCGGCUGCUGAGAUCCGCUGGUCGCUUGUGUGUGUGCGUGUGUUUGUGUGUGUGUUUUUUUUUUCUUUUCUUUACCGUGUGGCGUAGAGAGACAACAAAAUGGAGCUGUUUCAAGCCAAAGACGAUUACAUUCUUCAAAGCGGGGAUCGAGCCCUGUGGUGCAGCCGAAAGGACGGGACGAUGACCGUGAGACCUGCUACGGACCUGCUGUUGGCCUGGAACCCGGUGUGUUUGGGUUUGGUGGAAGGAGUCAUUGGAAAGAUACAGCUUCACACAGAUCUCCCUCUGGGCCUCGUAUUAAUCCGGCAGAAAGCGCUGGUUGGCAAUUUACCAGGUGACCACAAAGUCUACAAGAUCACCAAGAUAGCUGUCAUCCCUCUGUCCGACGAAGAGCCUCAGGAGCUGGAGUUGGAGCUUUGCAAGAAGCAUCAUUUUGGAAUCGACAAAGCGGAGAAACUGGCCCAGUCUCCGGACGACUCGAAGUUCCUGAUGAAGACUUUGAGUCAGAUCAAAUCCAACGUGGCUGUUCCCAUCAAGAAAAAGUAUUCCCCUGCCUUCCAGGUCAAAGAAAACAAGGAGAAGGAACGCCUGGAGAGGCGGCUGCUGGACGAGCUGUACAAGAUCUUCAUGGACUCCGACUCCUUCUACUACAGCAUGACCUACGACCUGACGAACAGCGUGCAGCGUCAGGGAGAUUCGGAAAAGUCCAACUUACCCCUGUGGAAGCAGGUGGAUGACCGCUUCUUCUGGAAUAAACACAUGAUCCAAGACAUUAUUGACCUGCAGGUCCCGGACGUUGACUUCUGGGUGAUACCAAUCAUCCAGGGCUUUGUACAGGUGGAGGAGCUGGUGGUGAAUUACAAUGAGACAUCUGACGAGGAGAGGAGCAGCCCCGAGACGCCGCCGAAGGAAAUCACCUGUGUGGAUGACAUCCAUCCCCGCUUCACCGUGGCCCUCAUCUCCAGACGUAGCCGCCACCGCGCAGGGAUGCGGUACAAACGGAGAGGCGUGGACACGGACGGCCAUGUGGCUAACUAUGUGGAGACGGAGCAGUUGAUCCACGUGCACAGCCACACUCUAUCCUUCGUGCAGACUCGUGGCUCCGUGCCCGUCUUCUGGAGCCAGGCGGGGUAUCGCUACAAUCCCCGACCACGCUUGGAGAAAGGAGAGAAGGAGACGAUGUCUUACUUUGGGUCUCACUUUGAAGAACAGCUUAAACUCUACAAGAAGCAGGUCAUCAUUAACUUAGUGGACCAAAGUGGCCGGGAGAAGAUAAUCGGCGACGCAUAUCUGAAGCAAGUCCUGCUUUACAACAACCCAAACCUCACAUACGUCUCAUUUGACUUCCAUGAGCACUGCCGCGGUAUGAAGUUUGAGAAUGUGCAGAUACUGACUGACGCGAUUUCUGAUAUCAUCACUGACAUGAAGUGGGCCUGGGUGGACCAAGCAGGAGUCAUCUGUAAGCAGGAGGGAAUCUUCAGAGUCAACUGCAUGGACUGUCUCGACAGGACCAACGUGGUCCAAGCUGCUAUUGCUCGGGCGGUGAUGGAGCAGCAGCUGAAGAAACUGGGUGUGAUGCCUCCAGAGCAGCCUCUGCCGUACAAGUGCUACAGGAUUUAUCAGGUCAUGUGGGCCAACAACGGCGACACCAUCAGCCGACAGUACGCAGGCACAGCAGCUCUCAAGGGAGAUUUCACCAGGACGGGGGAGAGGAAACUGGCUGGUGUGAUGAAGGACGGUGUGAACUCAGCCAACCGUUACUACCUGAACCGCUUUAGAGACGCCUACAGACAAGCGGUCAUUGAUCUAAUGAUGGGCUUGCCGGUGACGGAAGACCUCUACUCCAUCUUCAGCAAGGAGAAGGAGCAUGAAGAGAAAGAGAAGGAGAGCCAGAGGGGAGCACAGGAGCAGGUCAGCCUCCUGCUGCAGACCUACAUGCAGCUGUUGCUGCCAGAUGAUGAGAAGUUUCACGGAGGGUGGGCCCUCAUUAACUGCGACAUGAGUCUCAUUGAUGCAACCAACAAAGACGUGGAUGUGCUGCUGCUCCUGUCGGACAAAGCCUAUUACAUCGCGUACUAUGAUGAAGAGGCAGAUAAAGUCAACCAGUACCAACGGCUCAACUUGGAGGGUUUGGAAAAGAUCGAAAUUGGUCCGGAGCCAACUCUGUUUGGGAAGCCGAAGUUCUGCUGCAUGCGUCUGCACUACAGGAACGAGGAGACGAGUGGAUACUUUCACACUCUGAGAGCGGCGACGCGAAACCCUGAGGAUGACGGAAAAGAUACAUUGCAAUGCAUAGCUGAGAUGCUCCGCAUAACAAAACAGGCCACGGGGCUGGACCUGCUCGUGGUUGAAAAGAAGCUAGAGAGGCGGCAGAGUAAACCUCAUGAGGACAUAAUGGGGAUCCAGAACAAACCUGCCGACCAAGGCCAAGCCUCUGGCCUGGCGCAGGGCAAAAGUUUCCUCCUCAACAAGUUUUCCUCGCUCAAUCAGAAAGUGAAACAGACCAAGACGAAUGUGAACAUCGGCCCCUUCAAGCCCCUCGGCAAGCUGGGCACCUUCUCCAAGCCCGACGUGAAGGUCAAUUUCCUGAAACCAACUAUGCACGUCAACCUGUGGAAGUCGGACAGCAGCCUGGAGACGUCGGAUAGCAACCCCGGCGCGGGGGGCCUAAAAGACAUUGGGGGCGAGCGCUUUGAUAUCUCCUCUGACUCGGACUCCUACAACUCGGACCCGGAGCACCCGUGCGCAGGCUCCUUGGAAAACGUGGACUAUGUGCUGCCCAGCUGCGGCAUCGUAGCGUCCAACCCGCGGCUGGGCAGUCGCUCUCAGUCCAUCGGUAGCGUGGAGCUCAACAUCCCCUCAGUUAUCCGGGUGACUGGCUGUGAUGGGAAACAGGAAAGCCCCUCUCAAGUGAGCGACGACAAGUCUCCCGGGUCGGCGUCGGUGGCCGAAGAAGCCAUCCUGAUUGACUUUGGUACUCCAAUUGACGCCUACUGCCACCAGUUCGUCCAGGACGCGCACACCAAACCCGUCGAGGUGUUCGGAGAGCGGCCGCUGCCGGCCGUAGCUCCCCCCAACCCGGCAGCGUCCGUCCCGGCCGACUCCACCAAGCAGCCGAGCUCAGAGCAGGAGGAGCCCCAGCUCCCAAGGCCGUCGCAGCUAGACGUCCAAUCCUCUACCUCCAACUCCAACCUCCUCACCGUCCAGAAGCCCAGCUCUGCAGUCUCAGGAGGCUCUCAGAAGAGUCUGUCUUCACAGAUGGAGGGCAGCCUCGGCCCUUCCCCGGCCGACAGCAACGGCAGCCGAGUGGUGUCCCCCUUUGCCAAGAUCAAGAGCUCCAUGGUGCAGGUGGCCAGCCUCACCCAGGCGGGACUCACCCAGGGCAUCAAUUUUGCCGUGGCAAAGGUACAAAAGAGCCCGGAGCCGGACACCGUCAGCGAGGCCCAAGAGAGUGAGCUGAAGGCAAUGUUUACACAGUGCCAGACCAGGAUCAUUCAGAUCUAGUGCUUUCAUUGUAGCAGGAUUUUAUAGUCGUAUGUCAUGUAGAAAACUUCCUGUACGGUAGCAGUAGCGAAAUGCUUGCACAUAGCGUCACUCCUCGACCAAGACAUGUGCUCUUAGGUUUGCCCUUCAGUUAAACUCGCCCUCUUAAACGUUGACUCUUGUACAGAACUGACGAAUAUAAACCCCCCCAAGCCCCAACACGGCAGUGAGCAUGUUUACGUGCACAUGAUGAUGGACGCCCCUGAUUAGUUUUUGAUAUAAAUGACUCAUAGAUCUUUUGCCAUGCUACCUUGCACACCAGGGAAAUUGCAAUAAUGGUAAUAGCAUGACAUUUCUCAUGUAAAUGUCUACAUUAGAGUAUUUGGGCAAGUGUUUAGCGCAACCUCCAUCUAAAUCCUAACUCACUCCAGAAAUACUCCCUACUGUUUAAAUGUAGAGACAGAUUUCUUAUUCUCGUUAAGACGAGACUUAACUUAAGAGACAUAGAACUAAAAAAAUGAUAUUUAACUUUUUAAGACGUUUUAAAAGUCACGUACUUCCAGAGUGGUAUGCAGAGUAUUUUUUUUUUUUUUUUUUUGUGUAUGUAAACAUGUCACCGUCCUCAGUCUGAAGUUCUUUAACGAACCCGCGAUGCUUCUGCAUGUGAGGUUAAAGGGUAACAACUGACGGCGCAGAUAAGCGUUUCAGCUGCAUGUUGAAAGACCAACUCUGACUUUUAUCUUGUACUGUAUGUCAUCCUGUACGUGCAGGUCCACUUAUUGGCGUUUGUGAUAUGCUAGGCCUCGUAAUGAAAUAACCUUCGGUUUGUAUCAGUUGUCGUAGAAAUCCAACCAAAUAACUUUUUUUUUUUUUGGUGAUUCCCAAAGGACAGUUAGUUCUGUGUUAGAUAUAUUACCCUUUGUAUAGCUGUCGGAAACUAGCCAGGCGACAUAACCCUACGUAGUUUAUCCUAUGUAACUUCAGUGUUGUCAAGUGUAACUUAGAAGAUAAUACCGUUAAAGGAACAACAACUACACCUUUAAGAACCUUAAUCAGAGUAACCUGGUUGUCGAUAUGUACAGUGAGUAUUGUUAAUAUGUCCCUGAGUAGAGCUUUCUUCUUCUUCUUCUUCAGCUUUUUUUUUUUUUUUUUGUAUGGAUAAAGAGCUGGAAGCUAAACACGUUUGAAGAGUUAUGAGCAUUAUAUUUGGAAAAGAAGAAGCCCAGUGCUGACACUGCUAAAUAACCAGAGAGCUUCUGUUUUUUGUUUUUUUUUUGUUUUUUGAUAGAUACAUAUGAACUGAAAUACCUAUUCAAUUACAUGAGGGGUUUGUUUGAAUCUGAAUCCUCGUUCAGCGAUUGACACUGCAUGUUUUGACAAAGGCGGGAGAGUAGCAUAUAAUUAUGUCUAUAUGCAAUCGCACCAACCAAGUUAUUAGAAACACUGACGCUUUUAUGCACUCCCCUAAACUGAAAGCAUUUUUUUGCCUUAACAGGGAAUUGAAGUGGGAUUAUGUAUAUCAGGUAUUUAUGGCAAAAUCUACCUUUUUAAGUCCAUUCUUACGUGUUACAUUUGGUGUACUGUAUACGAUGUUAUGUCCAGGGUUACUGUAAGUCAUCACGCUUUAUCUUGGGAGAUUUCAUCCAGAGACUGGCACACGAACACACACAUAUAUACAUAUUUACAUAUUUCCUGUGUGGAAAUGAGCAGAUUUGAAGGAUGUAAAGUCAUCACUGCUGCUGCUGGUAUUUAGGAGUGUUUGCCUUAGAGUUCAAGCUGUAUUUAUAUGCGAUGAUGCUGUAAACGUGGUUUUAUUGUACAUGUUUUUUUUUUUUUCAUUAACCUCAAAAAACCCGUUAAUCUCUUCGUUGUGACCCCUUGUUUACGGGGCACAAGAAGAAGAAUCUAUGAACCAGUUUAUCCUGAUGCAUAUACUGUUUAGAAUAAAUAAUAGUCUGGACUGCUUUGAGAUGAAAUAUCCCAAGAUAACAGAUCACACGUUUCAUAUUUUGUGUUUUCUGCACUCAGCUUGCUCACCAGCAAAUAAGAUGUGGGACACUUUUUUUUUGUUUUUUGUGCACAGAUUAAUAGUUGUUAAAUAAGACUGUGGUCUUGGCUGCUUUGUGGGUUGCUGCUGAUUAAGUGUGUGGUGCUGCCAACGCUUUAAGGGCAUAGUCGUAAUGCAAACUUUUAAUGCAGAGGGGGUGGGAAAAAAAAUAAUAAAUAAAUAAAAAAUGUGUUUUAAACUUCGGGUCCAGGACACUGGAGCAGUUCUCACAAGCAGAGAAAAGAGGCUUAUUCUGUACUGAAAUGGUGUAAAUGUGUUAAGCUAAAAAAAAAAAAAACAUUCCUGACGAGAGACCACAACAACGCUAGGGAGUCAGUGUUUUAACUUUUUAUAUGCAGACACGCUGACAGUUGUAUUUGAUGCUGUAUUUGCUGGGUGAGAUUUAUUUUUGUUUCGUUUCUUUUGUCCUCACACCAAGUGCUUUUUGCAAUCGCCUCAUUUUUUUUUUUUUUUUGGUCUCCGGCCGUCCCUCCCUCCCUUUCUCCUUCCCUCCCGUUAGGAUCGCGACAAAACUAUCUUCUAGAGAUCGUCAAGCAUUUGAUUUGCACUGUUUCAAGCACAUUUUCUAACAUCAUUAGCACUGCUCCAUCUGAAUGUCUGUGGUCAUGUCUUUCCUCCUUACCAACUGACUGUUGUCAUCGUUUUCCACAGUGUAAUGAGAUUGUAUUGUAUAUUAAAGUAUCCUAUUUAUUCUU